AUGGAUUAUCUACAUAAGAAGAAACGAUCGUUUUUCAUAAUUGGACUGCUAUUUUUCUUGAGCGGUAUAGAGUACGGCGUUAUUCUGCCCACCAUAUGGAAGUACUUGCAGAUACUGGAUGCACCCGCGUACUUUAUAGGCUUGGGUCUGUCUGCAUUCAGUUUCAGUGGACUAGUGUCAGGUCCACUGUUUGGACACUGGUCCGACAAGACUCGAACUAUUAAGACCAUCAUUCUUUACUCCAAUGUCUUCGAGAUUGUGGGUAACUUAAUGUAUUUCGUUGGGUAUUCAAAAUGGCUUCUGUUGUCCAGUCGACUUGUUGCCGGUAUCGGAACCGGCGCCGGUUCUUCCAUCUUCGGGUUCCUCACGCGGACCACACGCCCGGAUGAACGCGCUAAAGUGUUCGCCGCUGUAAUGGCGUGUCGCCAGGCUGGACUUCUGAUUGGGCCUGCUUUUAAUAUAUUCCUGCGCUUGUGCGAUUUUAGGCUAGGACCGUUUAUGGUUAACAAGUACACUUCACCAGGGCUUUUCAUGUGUGGCAUGUGGCUGUUGCUUCAGUAUGCUGUGGCAUUGUAUUGGGACAUCCCCCCCCUGGACUCUCCACUUGAGCAGCACAACGUGGGGAAGGAUGAGGAAGAGCCUCUCAUGGACUUGGCAGAGGUAGACGGUACGCUGCCUGGGGAGGACACCUGCAACUCAGCUCACGCCGAGCAGUCAGAGACAUGGAUCUUGCACGAACUUGGCCCCUCAGCACCUGACACGCCUCCAUCCUCAUGGCCACACAGCCCAGAUGACCCCUCUGAAAACUUCAACACCAAUCAAGAAUUUCUGAGGGAAGAGGUAGUGGUCCUCCUCACCGCUCAGUUCAUCACACUCUUCAAUCAGACAGCACUUGAGACCAUGGUGACCCCGCUGACCCAGAAGAAUUUUGGCUUUGACGAGCUCGGCAACAGCGCGAUGUACAGCCUCUGCGGUCUGGAGGUCAUCGGGGCCUUCUUCCUCGUCCGCCGGCUGAGCCGGGCACUGGAGGACCGGGUGCUGCUCGCCACUGGCCUACUUGUCUGCUGCGGAGCCUGCGUCUGGUGCUUGGUGUUCCUGGCUAAUCCCCAGGGUGGCUUUGCGAUCAAGCUGACUGAGUUCAUUAUUGGAGUGUUCCUACAGCUGCUGGGGCUUCCUUUCGUCGCUGUGUCUCAGGUGUCCCUCUUCUCCAAAGUUACUGCUGAGAAGACACAAGGAUUUAGUCAGGGUGUACGGAGUUCAGUUGGAGGCCUGGCCACCAUCCUGGGGCCUCUUUGGGCAGGUGGUCUAACUGGGAAUUUGUACGUCAUGUUGGGACUGAUGCUUUUUCUCCUCAUUCUUAUUAUGAUUAUGAUGGCUCUGUCCUACGAGAAGCUGGUGGAACCUCCUGUAGUUCAACACGUGGGGAGCUUUGAGAAUGGACUAUGAUGCUUGGAUGCUGCCCACUGAUUCAUGCUACACAGAGCAGGUGAGCAGGGACGCCUGUCGGAUUUAUGGGAAUCGGAGUGUUGUUUCCUCACCAGUGCAUAAUAAUACAG
Molecule: messenger RNA, 1556 nt
Organism: Electrophorus electricus (electric eel)
Lineage: Eukaryota; Metazoa; Chordata; Actinopteri; Gymnotiformes; Gymnotidae
Gene: mfsd8l2
Product: major facilitator superfamily domain containing 8-like 2
Biological process (GO): transmembrane transport
Molecular function (GO): transmembrane transporter activity
Source: RefSeq, a predicted model, not a curated record